Chenopodium quinoa (quinoa) is the source of this 2467-nucleotide messenger RNA. Its product is annotated as rho GTPase-activating protein 5-like. The coding region runs from base 449 to 1879 and encodes 476 amino acids. Gene Ontology annotation, molecular function: GTPase activator activity. The record is from RefSeq and is a predicted model, not a curated record. Gene Ontology annotation, biological process: signal transduction. NCBI's taxonomy places the organism in Eukaryota, Viridiplantae, Streptophyta, Magnoliopsida, Caryophyllales, Amaranthaceae. The transcript is spliced from 5 exons.
UACUUGUAUUUUUGGUUUGAAGAACAAACACAUCCCCAUAAAAUAGGAAAAUGGUAGAAAAAUUAUGAAAAGUGGUCCACCUAAAUUAUGUAUUAAUGCAAAACUGCCCAAAAAACUGUCUCAAUAAAUGAUUAAUUUAACUCAAAUUUAAUACUCAAACAACAACAAACAACUCCCUAAAAAAAACUUGUUCAUCAUCUCUCUCACUUUCUCUCUCCUCUGCAUGUUCAACGCUCUUUUGCAGAGCUGUAGAAAUUCACCCAAAAUUUUCUUCUUAAUGUUUCCCACGUCCUCCAUUUUUACUUAUUCUUUGAAUCCCGCUCACAAUUUCCAUCCUUUUCAAAAACCCCAUUAAAAAAUUUGAUCUUUGAAAAAUUCUGUCAAAAAUCUUGAUUUUUUUAAAAAAUUUUUGGGAAUAUUUUGAUACCCAUUUGAUUUAUUGACACAAAUGACAGAAGUAUUACAUUCUCCAUCUCAUUUUUCAUCAUCCCCAGGAAGUACCCCUUCUGAUACAUUUUUCCAGCCUUAUAAUCAAAAUCAAACCCCUAAUUCUAAUUCAAGCUCAAGUUCUGUGGAUAGAAGAAGAAAUAGUGGGGUUGAUUGUGAUUGUGAUUGUGAUAGUGAUUCAAAUUCAAGUUUUAGAGAGAGAAGUGAAAGUUUGAAGAGGAGAGAGAAAGAAAGGGAAGAGCUUUCCUUCCUGGCUCUUCUUGUAGCUUUGUUUAGGAAGUCUUUGAUUGGUUGCAGCACUGAGAGGGAAGAUCAUCUUUCUUCUGGUAUGGAUAUUGGUUGGCCUACCAAUGUCCGCCACGUGGCUCAUGUCACAUUUGAUAGGUUUAAUGGCUUCUUAGGUUUGCCUGUUGAAUUUGAGCCUGAAGUUCCUAGAAGGGCUCCUAGUGCAAGUACAUCAGUUUUUGGUGUUUCCACGGAAUCCAUGCAACUCUCAUAUGACUCUAGAGGCAAUUGUGUGCCAACAAUACUUAUAUUGAUGCAAAGGCGUCUCUAUGCUCAAGGAGGCUUGCAGGAGGAAGGAAUAUUUAGAAUUACUGCGGACAAUAGUCAGGAGGAGUUUGUUAGAGACCAAUUAAAUGGGGGUAUUAUACCAGAAGACAUCGAUAUUCAUUGUCUAGCUGGCCUUAUCAAGGCAUGGUUUAGAGAACUCCCAACUGGUGUUUUGGAUCCUUUGGAACCCGAGGAUGUGAUGCAGUGCCAGACUGAAGAUGAUUGUGUUGAGCUUGUAAGGCUGCUUCCUUCAACGGAGAGUUCUUUGCUUGACUGGGCCAUCAACUUGAUGGCUGAUGUUGUUGAAGAAGAACAGUACAAUAAGAUGAAUGCUCACAACAUUGCUAUGGUGUUUGCUCCAAAUAUGACACAGAUGGCAGAUCCUUUAACUGCUUUGAUGUAUGCUGUCCAAGUGAUGAACUUCCUCAAAACCCUAAUCACCAAAAGACUGCAAGACAGAGAAGACGCAAGGAUAGCCCCUUCUUGUCCUUCUUGUGCAGGACCCUCAGAUGAGAGCGGACAUCAAAGCCCGUCACAGGCCUGUCUGGGAGAUUAUCUUGAAGAAACCGAGGUAUCAGAGCCUGAGCACUAUUCAUCUGAUGAUGAACCUGUUUUUGACAGCCCCCAUGAUACGAAGCACUCCGAGGAUGGAGAUGAUUCUGAUGAUUCGCCUUUCCAUUGGCAAUCUUUUAAGGGGUUACAAUCCAGUCUAAAGAUCCGUACAGGACCUCUUUUUCAAUCGAGUGCCUCCAUUGUAGUCAGGAAGGACCCUGCAAGUUUAAAAGGGCGGCCUCCUGUGCGACCCAUGGACAAACCAAAGACCAUGAGCAACUUGGGCUGUGUGAGUUCAAGGAUAGAGCACGUUGAAGCUUGGCGGUAAAAGCAGGUCUGCUUAGACGGCUUGUCUAGGCUUUUGCUCUUUGAUUCAAAAUGGUAAAUCAGAAUUGGGAUGACUUAAUUGCUUGCAAUUUUAUUUAACUGUCUUUUUUGCCCAGCUUCCUUCUCUCCUGGGUAUUCUAGCUUGCUUUCUGAUCUCUUGUGACACAUAGCAUGGAUAGCUAACAGGUUCUUGUAAACUAGUGCUAGUCACAGACACGGUAAAUCUUCGGAAAAUUGUGAUUCUUACAGUGAUUGCCUCCUGACUGUUUCCAUGAGAAAUAUGGCAGCUUGUAUAUCUGAUCUGGGUGUAGUGAAUAACUCUAUUGUAUCUCUCUUUCUCAAACUCUAGUUUUUACAUAACAGCAGGGGUGGAAGAAUUAAUUUUUCGUUAAUACGAGUACUACGAUUCACUUAAUCAUAGUUUUAUCUUUGUAAAAGAUCAAUUAUGCUUCUAUUUUUUUCAGAGAUCGUAAUUCAACUGUUCUAAAAUUUUGUUCGUUGGAUAUGGAAAAACAGCUGAAUGUAACAUGAAAGUCUUGACAAAAUUUGAGAACCAUAAUCAAGAGAUUUUUGUCAAGGGAUGUUAUUU